This is a messenger RNA of Fragaria vesca subsp. vesca, 1216 nucleotides long. RefSeq names its product WD repeat-containing protein 5-like. NCBI's taxonomy places the organism in Eukaryota, Viridiplantae, Streptophyta, Magnoliopsida, Rosales, Rosaceae. The record is from RefSeq and is a predicted model, not a curated record. Gene Ontology annotation, molecular function: protein binding. The coding region runs from base 29 to 985 and encodes 318 amino acids. The transcript has 2 exons.
CAAACGUAAAACAAGGUUGCGAAUAAGAAUGGCGAGCAGCGGCAGCGGACAACAACUGCCGCCGUACAACCCUUACCGGCAUCUGAAGACUCUUCGCGGCCACGAGAGCGCCGUGUCGUGCGUCAAAUUCUCCAACGACGGGAACCUCUUGGCCUCGGCGUCGUUAGACAAGACCGUAAUCCUCUGGUCGUCUUCCACCCUAACCCUCCUGCGCCGCCUGGUGGGCCACUCCGAGGGCAUUUCCGACCUUUCCUGGUCCUCCGACUCCCACUACAUCUGCUCCGCCUCCGACGACCGCACCCUCCGCAUCUGGGACGCACGCUCCCCAACAGGCGAGUGCGUCAAGACCCUCCGCGGCCACUCCGACGUCGUUUUCUGCGCCAACUUCAACCCCCAGUCCAACCUCAUCGUCUCCGGCUCGUUCGACGAGACCAUCCGGAUUUGGGAGGUCAAGACCGGAAAGUGCCUCAAGGUCAUCAGGGGCCACACGCUUCCGGUGACCUCCGUGAGCUUCAAUCGCGAUGGGUCGCUCAUCGUCUCCGCCAGCCACGACGGGUCCUGCAAGAUUUGGGACACGGAAGGGACCUGCCUCAAAACUGUAAUUGAUGAUAAAGACGAUAAAGCCCCUGCUGUUUCCUUCACCAAGUUCUCCCCUAACGGCAAAUUCAUACUCAUCGCCACUCUUGAUAAUACCCUUAGGCUGUGCAACUACUCGAUUGGGAAGUUCUUGAAGGUCUAUACGGGGCAUUUGAACAAAGUGUACUGCAUAACAUCUACAUUUUCUGUGACAAAUGGGAAAUACAUUGUUAGUGGUUCCGAGGAUCACUGCGUAUACUUGUGGGAUCUUCAGGCGAAAACUAUGAUCCAGAAACUUGAAGGCCAUACUGAUACCGUCAUCUCUGUUUCCUGUCACCCGUCGGAGAAUAAGAUUGCCUCCGGAGCUCUCCAAAAUGAUAGGACUGUCCGGAUUUGGGUUCAAGAUUAAUCCCAAUUCUGCUUCAAAAUGAAAACAGUCUGGAUUUGGGUUUUAGAUUACAUGAGGCUUCUAGAUUCUAUACUCGGACAAUAAUUUUUCCCCUGUUGUACUAUCUAAUGAGGAUGAUCAUAUAUAUGUUAGAGCUGUCAGCUGUGAACAUUAGCUUGGAAUCAGAAGUUCCAAUCUUUCCCUUGUUCAGAAUGUGAUUUGUUUUUUAAUUCAGACUUGGCUUUGUUUAAA